CUCAGCGUGAUGACGUCUGUGGUUUACGUACGCACACGUAACCCGCAGUUGCGCAACCGUCCUGCACGUUGACAUUGGGACAGUAAGCGGACAGUAAGCGGACACAGGACACAGGACCGUCUCUGAGCUGAGCUGACUUCUCUUCCAGGGCAGGAUGGGAGCCUCCUUGUCCACACCUGCUGCUCCUACAGUCAGGGCAGAGGCCAUGAUGGCCGCCCCUCCUCAGGGCUGCCCCAUGCACCAAGAAGCCCAGCCUGUCAAAGUGUCUCCACCUGCAGAGUGUCCCAUGCAUCAAGCUCAGCCUGUAAAAGUGUCUCCUGCAGCGUCUCCUGCAGUGUCUCCUCCAUCAGAGUGUCCGAUGCAUCGACCAGAAGCAGGUCCAGCUCACCAGGACCGGGCCUAUGAGUUUGUGGAGUGUCCCAUGAAAGCUGCAGAAGGCAUGAAGAGUGACAUCGACCCAGCAAACAUGAUGCCUCCUCCUAACCAAACCCCAGCUCCAGACCAGCCCUUCGCCCUCGCCCUCGCCAGAGAGGAGUCCACCAUUCCCCGCCACAACGCAGAGAAGAAGUGGGUUUAUCCGUCUGAGCAGAUGUUCUGGAACGCCAUGCUGCGGAAAGGGUGGCGCUGGCGUGAAGACGACCUCGGUGCUCAAGAUAUGACCAACAUCAUCAAUAUCCACAACCAGAACAACGAGCAGGCCUGGCAGGAGAUCCUGAAAUGGGAGGCCCUGCACGCAGGUGAAUGUCCGUGUGGGCCGACCUUGAAGAGGUUUGGUGGUAAAGCCAAAGAGUUCUCCCCCAGGGCUCGCCUCCGCCACUGGAUGGGCUACGAGCUGCCUUUUGACCGCCACGACUGGAUCAUCGACCGCUGUGGGAAGGAGGUGCGCUACGUCAUCGACUACUACGACGGUGAAAUCAACAAAGAGAACUACCAGUUCUCCAUCCUGGACGUACGCCCCGCCUACGACUCUUUAGACGCCGUCUGGGACCGUAUGAAGGUGUCCUGGUGGCGCUGGACCUCCUAAAGGACUCGAGACACAUAAGCGCACACACACACACACACACACACACACACACACACACACACACACACAUACAUAUAGGUCACUGUGUGAAUUCAAACACAUGGACUGUGACACUGGCGUUCCUCAUUUCAGCUCUGUACAGGAUGUGUGGUGCUGUGAAAGAAACCAUAAACAGGACUCAUGAAGAAACAGAGCUUGACUCUGUUACUAUGUUAGUUGUAGCAGAAGCUCACUCCGUUAGGCUGCAUGAAGCUUCAUCUGCUCAUCGUACUGAUUUCAAUGGAAAAAUCUUGCUUUUGGGUUUGCAUUGCAAUUCGCAGGUCAACAUGUACAUCUAAGCUAGUGGAAGUGUUUGUCAGACAGGUCACAUGUGGCUCAGACUGCCUUCACUCUGCUCUCACUCCAACAGCCUGCCCACUGUAAGGAACAGGAGGAAUACUACUACUACUACUACUACUCGGUAGGGCUGUCGCAUUGAAGGAAUUCCCCCUGCAGUGACAAUGAUUGGCUCAACAGGGCGAUAUGCGGUGUUAUUGCAAUUUAUUUAUUUCGGUUAAAUGGUCCAACCAGGAGAUUAGAAACGGUUUAAAGUGUCUGCCACACAGUAUUUAUUAUUUUUGUAAUGUGACUGCCAUGGAAAUGAACUUUGAGAACUGUGGCUUACAUAUGUAAACAAAGCCCACACACUUACGAUUGUGUUUUUGCAGAAAUUAUCCGAAAAAAGUCUCCCAGUUAAUAACCUUCAGUAUGAGGAUGAUAUUCUCCAGCAGACUGAAGCGUGCUCAGAGCGGUGGGAAUGACUCCGGUGGCAGUUUGAGUUGAGAGCAGAGUGACGGGAUCCGUGCUUCUGGGGCACAGUGAUGAGUUUCAGUUUUGUCAGGGUAACCCUCGUUGGUUAGAUGGGUUUGACAGGUUACCAUGACGACUGGGUAGUGGGUUAUGGGUGUUAGUCUAGUUUGACCUACAUGAUAUAUAGCUAUAUUUUUUUAAGGAAGCAGGAUGGAUAUGAGCCUCGCUAUUAAACCCUUUCCUCCUCUUCUUCUUCUUGUUUUGCCGAGUCUGCCCUGACUUCUUCAGUUGGACGUCAGGUGCAGACGACAGUAGCUUGUUUGGAGGUUUGCAUACUGUAUCAUUGUUCUUGCAGCAUACUUCAUAUACUGUAUUACUUUCCUAUUUCAUAAUGGGUAUAAAAGCUCUAAAGUAAGUUUAAAGUGAAUUUAUAUCCUUGGGUUUAAAUCUUUGCUUAUAGUGUAAUUAUCUUAGUCAGAAUCCAGUUUCAGAUUUUGCUUUGUCAUUUUUGUUGCGUUGAUUUUUUCUGAUUUGUAUUUAUUGUUUGAUGAAUGAGUGUAGCCUUCUGUGGGAAUAAUCUUGAUGCUUUUGUUCCCAUUUUACUAGCUCUGGUAGUCAACUAAACUAUCAAUAAAGCUGGUCAUCUUCUGCCUCUCUA
Molecule: messenger RNA, 2471 nt
Organism: Sebastes umbrosus (honeycomb rockfish)
Lineage: Eukaryota; Metazoa; Chordata; Actinopteri; Perciformes; Sebastidae
Product: cytochrome c-type heme lyase
Exons: 8
Coding region: 155-1024 (289 amino acids)
Biological process (GO): cytochrome c-heme linkage
Cellular component (GO): mitochondrion
Molecular function (GO): holocytochrome-c synthase activity
Source: RefSeq, a predicted model, not a curated record